Molecule: messenger RNA, 606 nt
Organism: Ichthyophthirius multifiliis
Lineage: Eukaryota; Ciliophora; Oligohymenophorea; Hymenostomatida
Product: splicing factor u2af large subunit, putative
Exons: 6
Cellular component (GO): commitment complex; nuclear speck; U2AF complex
Molecular function (GO): poly-pyrimidine tract binding; pre-mRNA 3'-splice site binding
Source: RefSeq, a predicted model, not a curated record
AUGAUAAAUAAAUAAGAAGUUCCUUAGAUUAACUAAGCACAAGCUGAUAAUUUUAAUACUUUUCGUCAUGCAAGACGCUUGUAUAUUGGAAACAUUCCAGAUUCUAUAAAUCAAGAAUAUUUAAGUGAAUGGCUAUAUAGAUCAUUAGAAGCAGCAGGAGGUCUUGUAGAUAGUCUUCCAAAUGAAAAUCCAAUUAUUAAAUGUGAGAUUGAUUCAAAAGGCAAAUUUGCAUUUAUAGAAAUACGAACAAUUGAAGAAACUACUACACUGCUUUAAUUAGAUGGAAUUAUAUUAUGGCAUAGAUAAUUAAGAAUAAGAAGGCCAACUGAAUAUGAGAAAUUUCCUUAAAUUUAUCCAAAUUAUAAUGUAAAAAAAUUAAAUUUAGAUUUGUUUAAAACAAUAGGAAUUGUCAUAAUUCCGACUGUAGUAGAUGAUGGCCCAAAUAAAAUUUUCUUAGCAAAUCUUCCCACAUAAAUGGAUGAGCUAAUGAUUUUAGAUGAACUUAAAUUAAGAGAAAUGGGCUAAGGUCUCAACUAUUAGAAUUAUGGUCAAUAAUAAUAAAACAAAUAAAAUAAUGAUAAUGAAGGAUAUCAUCAUUAUGAAUGA